This is a messenger RNA of Ostreococcus tauri, 1305 nucleotides long. Its product is annotated as P-loop containing nucleoside triphosphate hydrolase. Lineage: Eukaryota; Viridiplantae; Chlorophyta; Mamiellophyceae; Mamiellales; Bathycoccaceae. Gene Ontology annotation, biological process: ribosomal small subunit assembly. The record is from RefSeq and is a predicted model, not a curated record. The transcript has a single exon. The coding region runs from base 1 to 1305 and encodes 434 amino acids. Gene Ontology annotation, molecular function: GTP binding; rRNA binding; ribosomal small subunit binding.
AUGUCGACCCGUCGCGCCGUCACCGGGGCGGUCUCGACCGUCGCGCGCGCCCGCGCGUCGAUCGCGCGCGUCGUUCGCGGCGCGCGAACGACGGGCGACGGGGAUUCGACCGAUGCGCGCGCCGCCAGUCGAUGGCGCCGAGGUGAACUCUCGCGCGCGGAUGUGAACCCGUACGGGAGCCGCGCGCGGGGGCGGGUGAUCGCGCGGGCGAUCGAACGCGUCGAACGCGUCGCCGCGGCGACCGCGCGGCGCGCGGGGGGGCGGACGACGCGGGAAGACGCGAUCGAGGGCGACGACGUCGACGCGACGGGAGACGCGAGGCGCGGCGCGAGGCGCGAUGGAUGUUUUCUCGAGCGGUGCGCGCGCGUGGCGCUGGUGGGGGCGCCGAACGCGGGGAAGAGCGCGUUGGCGAACGCGCUGGUGGGUGAUACGGUGAGCGCGGUGAGUCGAAAGACGAACACGACGAGACGACGGGCGAUCGGGUGUCGAACGGUGGGCGACGCGCAAGUCGUGAUCGUGGACGCCCCAGGGGUGGUCGGGCGAGAGCACUACAGGAACGCGGCGCACGGGAGAAAGGUGGAGCACGCGUUCGAGACGGCGGCGGAGUGCGACGCGCUCGCCCUCGUUGUGGACGCGAGACGACAGCUCGAGCGGAGGGACACGAGGAUAUUGGACAUCGUGCGUCGAGUGCGCGAGGCGAUGGAUGAGAUUAGAGAGGACAAGGGUGCGGACGCGCGCGCGGUGUUGGUGCUGAACAAGGUGGACGACGUGCCGAAGGAACUCAGGGCGGGUCUGGUGAAGAUGGUCGACGAUUUCCAAAAGGCUGGGGGCGAGGGGUUCAAGUUUGAUCGUGUUUUUCCGGUGAGCGCGCUCACGGGGGCCGGGACGCGAGCUUUGCUCGAAUAUCUCUUAGACACCGCUCCGGAGGCACCGUGGGAGUUUGACCCGAUGAAAUCGAGCGACAUGACUGACGCGCAGCGCGCGUUGGAAAUCGUUCGGGAGAGCGUGUACAACCGACUCAACGCCGAGAUACCGUACGAAGUCGACAUCGCGCACGUCUCUUGGGAGGAUUUCAGAAACGGCGACGUACGCAUAGAGCAGAACGUACUGGUCGAUACCGCGUCACAGCGUAAAAUUGUCGUCGGGAAAUCGGGAGAGGUCAUCGGGCAAAUCGGCAUCAGCGCCAGAGUACUCCUCGAGCACGUGCUUCGUCGAAAAGUGCAUCUCAUCUUGAACGUGCGUCUCAAGAAGAAGAAGAAGAAUUACCGCAUGUCCGACGACAUCAUAUACGCGGAGAACUAUUAG